Molecule: messenger RNA, 2000 nt
Organism: Cloeon dipterum
Lineage: Eukaryota; Metazoa; Arthropoda; Insecta; Ephemeroptera; Baetidae
Gene: Acat2
Product: Acetyl-CoA acetyltransferase 2
Exons: 7
Coding region: 279-1463 (394 amino acids)
Biological process (GO): fatty acid beta-oxidation
Cellular component (GO): mitochondrion
Molecular function (GO): acetyl-CoA C-acetyltransferase activity
Source: RefSeq, a predicted model, not a curated record
CGCAGCCGCAUGUUGUGAGGUGACGUGUGUGUAGAGAUGAGCAAGAGAGAAUUAUUAUUGAGGUGAGAAGAGGUGGAGGAAAACCGAAGGAGAAAAAAGUGAAAAGUGAAAUCGGUUGCGGCUAGCUGUCUCUGAAUUGUAUCCUCGCUUUUCUCCCAUUGACGAGUCGAAUCUCUAAAGGGAGAGAGGAAGGAAGGCCAGACCUGAAAGGACCUCUCAGUCACCUCAAAAAGAAUCUGCAUUACAAAUUUCAAGCAACAGCACCGUUUUCAUUCGAGAUGUCGCAAAGGAAGGUUGUGAUUCUUUCGGCAGCUAGGACGCCAAUCGGUUCAUUCUGUGGUGCCUUGUCGACUUUGAAAGCCCAUGAUUUGGGCAGUGUCGUCAUCAAAGAAGCAUUGAACAGAGCCAAAUUGGAUCCCAGCGCUGUCAAUGAGGUUAUCAUGGGACAGGCUCUAAGUGCUGGCCAGGGACAAAACCCUGCGAGACAGGCUUCUGUAAAUGCAGGAGUUCCUCACUCAGUGCCUGCUUACUCGAUAAAUAUGCUGUGCGGAUCUGGACUAAAAUCUGUUGGCGUCGGGGCUGCAUCCAUCUUGAGCGGGGCCAGUGAUUUUGUUGUUGCUGGCGGCCAGGAAAGCAUGAGCCAGGCCCAGCACUCGAUGCUUUUGCGGACAGGUACCAAAAUGGGAGUGGCUACCAUGACAGACACCAUGCUGUCCGACGGACUGACAGACGCGUUUCUAAACUGCCACAUGGGCAUCACUGCUGAGAACGUGGCCAAGCAGUGGUCUAUUACUAGAGAGGAGCAAGACCAGAUGGCCCUCAACUCGCAGCACAAAACGGAAGCCGCCCAGAAGGCUGGACACUUUGACCAGGAGUUGGUAGCCGUUUCUGUGCCUGUGCCCAGGAAAGAGCCAAAACUAGUGCUUGUAGACGAAUAUCCCAAGCAUGGGGCGUCCAUUGAGGCCAUGACCAAGCUGAGACCAGCCUUUGACAAGUCUGGAACUGUCACCGCCGGCAAUGCAUCUGGUAUUAAUGACGGUGCUGCUGCCGUGGUGUUGGCUGAGGAAGGCGCUGCCAAAGCAAAAGGAUUGACUCCAAUGGCCAGUGUAGUGUCAUUUGCUCAGGUCGGGGUUGAUCCAGCCGUCAUGGGAAUUGGGCCUGUCUCGGCCGUCAAAGCAGCUAUUGAGAAAGCUGGCUGGAAGAUUGAGGAUGUUGAAGUUUUUGAAUUGAAUGAAGCAUUUGCUUCUCAAUCAAUUGCUGUUGCUAAAGAUUUGGGCAUUGACGCCAGCAAGAUCAACAUUAAUGGAGGAGCCAUUGCACUUGGCCACCCUAUUGGCGCCUCAGGUGCUCGAGUCCUAGUAACCUUGCUUUACGCCAUGAAGAGAACCAGUGCUAAAAAGGGGGUUGCAUCCCUGUGUGUUGGAGGUGGAAUGGGAGUCGCGAUGUGUGUCGAGAUGUCGUAGCUCAUUUUCAGUGCCUUAUAAUAAGCAUGCUGUGUAUUUAAAUCAACGUCCAGCAUUUUUUAUCAUUUUUACCGUAUUUACCACUUUUAUUAAUAACCCCACCAAUGUUUCAUAUUUUUGCGUAUGUUAUAGAACUCUCAAGUAUUGUUUGCUCCAUUAUCAAAAGAGUAUUUUAAAAUUGAAUUAAAUAUUAGUUAUUAUUAUUUGAUUUAUUGUGAUUUGUUAAGUCAAGGAGUAUUAUAAUAUUUCUACCGUGCUGGAUGUAUUGAAAAGACGCCAAUAAUACUGAAAUUCAGUAGUGGGUCUAAUCCUACGUCAAACCUAGAAAUGAGAAAGCCAGUUAUUUUUUAGCAACUGCUAAGAGUGUACCAAACGAUCCAUUGAUAUUAGUUAAGUUGCACUAACUUCAAUGGACUACUUUACUGACUCAUGUUAUUGACAAAAAAUGUCAAGUAGCAAUUUGCAGGUGAUGAGGUUGGCAUGUUACGAAUGUAAAAUUUUAAUAUGUUCAUUAAUAAAAUCUUAUUGAUUUUCUUA